Messenger RNA from Carcharodon carcharias (great white shark), 1027 nucleotides. RefSeq names its product DnaJ (Hsp40) homolog, subfamily C, member 27 (gene dnajc27). Gene Ontology annotation, molecular function: GTP binding; GTPase activity. The transcript has 7 exons. The record is from RefSeq and is a predicted model, not a curated record. Bases 16 to 834 code for a protein of 272 amino acids. NCBI's taxonomy places the organism in Eukaryota, Metazoa, Chordata, Chondrichthyes, Lamniformes, Lamnidae.
GCGGCCGCCGUCACCAUGGAAACGAACGCGCAGAAACGGAGCGAGAACAAGAAACCGCUCAGGGUGAAGGUGAUCAGCCUGGGGAGCGCCGAGGUGGGAAAGAGCUGUAUCAUUAAACGAUACUGUGAGAAGAGGUUUGUCCCAAAAUAUUUGGCAACUAUCGGAAUCGACUAUGGAGUUACAAAGGUGCAGGUGAGGGAUCGAGAGAUUAAAGUUAACAUCUUUGAUAUGGCGGGUCAUCCUUUCUUUUAUGAGGUGCGCAAUGAGUUUUACAAAGACACUCAAGGGGUAAUCCUUGCCUAUGAUGUUGGACAGAAGGACACCUUCGAUGCGCUCGAGAGUUGGCUUGCUGAGAUGAAGCAGGAAUUGGGGCCUCAUGGGAACAUGGAGAACAUUGUGUUCGUUGUCUGUGCUAACAAGGUUGACUGUGGGAAACGGCGUGUAGUUGAUGAGAGUGAGGGGCGGCUCUGGGCAGAGAGCCGGGGAUUCCACUACUUUGAAACGUCGGCGCAGUCUGGAGAGGGCAUUAAUGAGAUGUUCCAGAUGUUCUUCUCGUCAAUUCUUGACAUGUGUGAGAAUGGUAAACGGCCUCAAUCUAGUGUGAGUCUGGGGUUUACCAAGGAGCAGGCAGAUACCAUCCGCAGGAUACGGAACAGCAAGGAUAGCUGGGAAAUAUUGGGAAUGAAGCCCGGAGCAUCCAGGGACGAGGUAAACAAAGCUUAUCGGAAGAUGGCCAUGCUCCUUCACCCAGACAAAUGCCUCGCCCCAGGGAGCGAAGAUGCCUUCAAAGCAGUUGUCAACGCAAGGACUGUGUUGCUGAAAAACAUCAAGUAAAAAAGGAGAGCAUCACCAAAGUUGACUUUGACUCUGACACCAGAUAAGAAGCCGUCUUCUGCACAGACUGUGUUGCACCAUCUGUACUUCAAAUUUCAAAGGAAAGGAGUCAGAAAAUGUUAUUUAAUAUUUGGAUGUAGGUUGCAAGAUUAAUAAACCUGAACAUUUACACUUGGUGUAAUUCUUACACUGA